Molecule: messenger RNA, 1363 nt
Organism: Mytilus trossulus (common blue mussel)
Lineage: Eukaryota; Metazoa; Mollusca; Bivalvia; Mytilida; Mytilidae
Exons: 1
Coding region: 197-1144 (315 amino acids)
Source: RefSeq, a predicted model, not a curated record
UGAAUCGAUUACAAAGUCAUAACAUAACAUAUUUUACCUGUGUGAACGAGUUCGUAGGUAAGCGCAUUACAAUCUUCUCUAAAUGUUUUCUGAUGCUCAAUUUGUUUAUCUUUUGUGAUAAAGAUAUCAGUAAGACAAACUAUGAUACAGGAAGAACAGGUGUUAAACAUUUCUGAUUAACUUACUUAUAGUGAAAAUGUCGGAACAGGUGCUUGGAGCUACUGCCUUACCUGAAGACAUAAUUGAUGUCUCGGACAUGGAUACAAGCUUCAAAGAAGCUAUAGACCGUUUGGAUAAUAUAGCUUUGAAUGCUGAUUAUAGUAUCGAUGAAGACGAAAAUGAUGACGGUACUCCAGAAACUGGAUCUGUAGGUGAUUGUUCCUUAAAAAGCGAUGAAAUAUCCGACAAGAAAAGUGACAGUUCUAGUGUUAAGUCAAACGAUAAGACGAAAAUUAGUGAACGGAAAGAAAAUGGCAGAAAGGUUCCGAAAGAACCAAAGAAAUCCGUGUUUUCAAAAUUGAAGAAACUGACUAAAUUUGAUAAACCAAAGCAACCUGAUCCUAAUACUGUAGUCCCAAAAUUAGAUUCAACAAAACUAUCGGACAUUAAAAUUGACAGACUACCUCAGCUGUUUGUGUGUAAAUACUUGGGUAAAAGGGAUGUUAAAGGAGUGUACGGUUUACAUUAUGUCCGCAAGCCAGUUGAUGAAUUAGUGGGUAAGGUCAAAAAGACUUUACUAGCAAAUGAAACAGUCGAACUACCUCUGGUAUAUGUUGUGAUUUCUAACAAGGGAAUAGACGUGAAGGAACAUCAAGGAAAUCGUAUUAAAAAUGGCGUAACGUUCGGGAAUAUACCAAUAGAUUUCAUAUCAUAUGGAGUUCAGGAUAUGAAAUUCUGGAAAGUAUUUACAUUUAUUGUCGUCAGUGAACUAUCAUCGAGAACAAAAAAAAUGGAAUGUCAUGGUUAUCUGUGUGAUUCCUCUACCAAUGCAAGAAAAAUGGCACUUUCGCUGGGUGCUUCGUUUCAAUUAUAUAAAACUAAACUUGCCAAAGAAGGGAAAGCACAUAACUUUCAGGUUGAAUUGAGACCCCCUGACGAGCUUGCGGUAGCAUAUACAAAAGAAGACGAAGAAGAGGAGUGCUAAAAUUGUCAAUGAUGAAAUGCUUACUUUCCUAAAUGACAUCCAUAGAAUUCAUUCGAAAUUCAAGAACACAUUUUUUAUUCCUAAGAAUACCUUCAGUACCCGGUGUGUUCCUUUUUAAGGUAUACAAGCAUAAAUAUUUACAAAUGUACACCCACAUUUAGUGAGUUGUCUGAUUUUGUCAUUUAUAUAUUGCAAUAAAUAAAUCAUAACAGUUUUAAA